This is a messenger RNA of Klebsormidium nitens, 1029 nucleotides long. NCBI's taxonomy places the organism in Eukaryota, Viridiplantae, Streptophyta, Klebsormidiophyceae, Klebsormidiales, Klebsormidiaceae. The record is from the annotation of a GenBank genome assembly.
AUGCAGAUUGACAUUUCGGAGGACGAGCUCAAGCUGCGCAAGCCCGCCGUGCCCCUUCUCGGCGACGCCAACGCUGUCCUCGAGCAGAUCAACGUCGCCAUCAAGGACGAACCGUUCUCGCUUGGGAAAGACCACCCCUGGGUGGCCAAGCUCCGCGAGAAAGCGGAAGCGAACGGAAUGAAGCUGGCGGAAUCGCUGGCGAAGGACGUGGUGCCGAUGAACUUCCAGUGCAGCAUGCGGGUCGUGCGGGACGAGCUGGCCAAGGUGGAGGGCCCUCACCCAAAUCUGGUUUCCGAGGGCGCUAAUAAGAUGGACGUCGGCCGGACGGUGCUCAACCAGGAAGAGCCGCGCACGCGCCUCGACUUCCUCUUCAAGCCCCGGCUUGUGCAAACCAAUCCUAACCCCUUUUUAAAACCCCUUUCUGUUUGGGUGGAGGGCCCCCACCCAAUACUGGUGUCCGAGGGCGCCAAUACAAUGGACGUUGAAGGCCCCCACCCGAUCCUGGUUUCCGAGGGCGCCAAUACGAUGGACGUCGGCCGGACGGUUCUCAACCAGGAAGAGCCGCGUACGCGCCUCGACGCUGGCACGUGGGGUAUAACCAUGGGCGUGGGCAUGGGGUACGCGAUUGCGGCCGCGGUUGUCAACGACGGGAAGCGACUCGUGGUUGCCGUCGAGGGGGACUCCGCGGUCGGGUUUAGCGCGGUUGAAGUCGAGGUGCUUGUCCGGUACAACCUACCGUUCGUCGUGAUUGUGUUCAACAACAGCGGCAUCUAUGGCGGCGUCCGCCGGGAGGACGCGGAGCUCGGCGGUCCGUAUGCGUCCGACCCGGCCCCCACCGACUUUGUGUCCGAAGCAAGAUACGACCAGAUCAUCGAGGCCUUCGGAGGCAAGGGGUACUUUGUGAGGACCCCGGCCGAGCUCGCCGCCGCCUGCCGGGAAGCGUUUGCCGCAAAGAAGCCGGCCGUCAUCAAUGCCAUCAUCGACCCGUUCGCUGGAUCCGAGAGCGGGAGGAUGCACAGCAGAAACUGA